Messenger RNA from Trypanosoma theileri, 897 nucleotides. RefSeq lists its product as uncharacterized. The record is from RefSeq and is a predicted model, not a curated record. Gene Ontology annotation, biological process: mitochondrion organization. NCBI's taxonomy places the organism in Eukaryota, Euglenozoa, Kinetoplastea, Trypanosomatida, Trypanosomatidae. The coding region runs from base 1 to 897 and encodes 298 amino acids. Gene Ontology annotation, cellular component: ERMES complex. The transcript has a single exon.
AUGCUUCAAUGGGAGUGGCCAAAGACCUGGUCUGCAGAAAGUAAGGAAGUAAUACGGGAAACUAUAGAAAAAGCCAUUGGAAAUGCGAUGGCUGGAGGAAAAAAUGCACAAAUUCGAGGAGUAGUUAGUGUUGACGAAUUAAAUAUGGGUUGUAUUCCACCAGAGAUAGCGCUUAGCAGUAUUCGCGUACUCUCGGCGGAGCACACGGCCAUUAUGGUAAAGGUGCGAUAUAAUGGAGACUUUUCUGUACGAUUACGUGGAUUGGAAAUUAACUUAGAUACUGUAGGGGCGAGUGCAGAGGAGGCGGAUGCUAAUUUUGCUCUUCCUUUUUUUUGUCCUUUUGAGAUGACACUUCAGGAUAUUCGUCUUGAUGGAAUGAUAUCGAUUGAAGUAUUUCAUGAGAUGGAGGAAAACCCGCAGUGGGAGCAGGGAUCUAAUGUAGCUGUUCACAAUACCGUGACCCCGCGAAGUAGUAAAAGUUCCGCACUGCGCCCCUCGCGGCCGCUGCGAUCGUUGAGUUCACGUGGCCGGUUUGGUUACGGUGUGUUGUUGGGCGGUGGGGGUCGCCGGGCGAUGCGGCCGCCGGGUGUGCUGGACAACAUUGAGGGAUCCCUCUCCACGGUGGAUAGCGAUAGUUAUGUGCGGGGAACCUCACGCUCCUCUCCACCAGCACGGGGGAGCACGCCAUCUUUUGCGGAUAUUUUACUGAAGAAAGUUGUGGUGAGGCGUCGAAUGGUGAAGGUGCAACUUUUUGGGGAUCCACUUAAGCAUUUUAGUGUUAUUUCAAACUUUAGCUCUGUGCCUGGUGCGAACAGCAAGGUGGAGGGUAUGAUACGCAUGCUGAUUAAACCUGCUAUUGAAGGACUUAUGGAGGAGGGAGUCGUUUUUGCGAUAUAG